Molecule: messenger RNA, 204 nt
Organism: Arabis nemorensis
Lineage: Eukaryota; Viridiplantae; Streptophyta; Magnoliopsida; Brassicales; Brassicaceae
Source: the annotation of a GenBank genome assembly
AUGGGGUUGAGCUCGAUGACAUGGGGUUACGCACGGAUCAUAGCAGGAACACUUGUCGGUGGGACUCUUGGAUUCUACGUAAUGCAUCGAAUCGAAGUUAGCUACAAGAUGAGGAUGGAGGAAGCUUUAAGGCAAUACGAGAAGGAAAAAAUGAAGAGAGAAGAAUUAGAGAAUCUUGUUCAGGUCAAUGAAGAUUCCGUUUAG